Saccharomycodes ludwigii is the source of this 1308-nucleotide messenger RNA. It is a transcript of the gene DSD1, whose product is annotated as D-serine ammonia-lyase DSD1. NCBI's taxonomy places the organism in Eukaryota, Fungi, Ascomycota, Saccharomycetes, Saccharomycodales, Saccharomycodaceae. Gene Ontology annotation, molecular function: D-serine ammonia-lyase activity. The transcript has a single exon. Bases 1 to 1308 code for a protein of 435 amino acids. The record is from RefSeq and is a predicted model, not a curated record. Gene Ontology annotation, biological process: D-serine catabolic process.
AUGUUAUACUCUAAAGAUUCGUUAUUAUCAAAAUAUAAAUCAUUGACUAUCGAUGAACUACCAACUCCAAGUUUUGUAAUUAACUAUCCACAAUUUGCUAAUAAUUGUAACAAAAUGAUUAGUUCAAUUAAAAACUUACAAUCGUUAAAUAUUUGUCCUGUAGCCUUUAGACCACACGUUAAAACUCACAAAACCGUAGAGGGCACCUUGCUACAAUUAGGUGUUGCUAACGGAAAAGAUCAAAAACAAAAAGGAUUUACUGACCGUGUUUUAAUUUCGACUUUGGCAGAAGGCUUGGGGUUAGUUUCCAAUGAAACAGCAAAUAAGUAUAUUAAUGACAUUUGCUACACCUUGCCAAUCACUUUUAAUGACAGUUUUUUUAUGGAGACAUUGAACAGCUUAAGAUCUAAAAAAAAAAACCAUUUCCACAUUUUCAUUGAUCAUGUUAAUCAAUUAGAAAAAUUAAUUGAAUAUGCUUCCUCUGCCGCAGAUGGUAUCGAUUCGAAGUUUUCCGUUUUCAUCAAAAUCGACGUUGGUACGCACAGGGCUGGUAUCCCACCUGACUCGUCAAGUUACCACGAGAUUUUAAAUAAAUUAUAUACUGAAAAAUGUUCCAAGUAUAUAGACUUGUAUGGGUUUUACGCCCAUGCUGGACAUAGCUACCACGUCGACACCCUAGCUAAAGCUCAUUCCGUAUUGAUCGAUGAGAUUGAACAGGUUAUUAAAGCGGCAGAAAAUGUCAAAAAUAAUAAUAAACCAUUAGUUUUGUCAGUUGGUGCCACUCCAACCAUAAAUUCGCUCUAUAAGGAUGAUUCAAUAGUAAAACUUUUAACCAAAAUCAAGGAGUUGGAUUGUGUUUUGGAGUUGCACUGUGGAAAUUACUGUAUGUUGGACUUACAACAAGUUUCCACUGGUUGUGUAAAAUUAAAUGAUUUAGCUGGGUAUGUUUUGGGCACUGUUGUUUCCUCGUAUGGUGAACAAAGAAAUGAAGUCUUGACAAACACGGGUGUUUUAUCUUUAACAAGAGAAACAUCUGAUAAGUUUCCUGGGUUCGGAUUGGGUUUUGACAGUAGCGUUGUUGAUUAUGAAAACAAUACUGACUCUUGGACUGUUGAUAGAUUAAGUCAAGAACAUGGGAUUUUAAAAAAAACUAAAGGCAAUACUAACAAAGCUUUACUAGAAAUUGGAACAAGAGUAAAAAUUUUUCCCCAGCACUCUUGUAUUACAAUGAACCAGUUCCCUUAUUAUUUUGUUGUGGAUGAGAACAACAGAGUUGUUGACAUUUGGGAACCUUUAAAAGGUUGGUAA